ACGGGAGGCUGUUCCUUCCUCCUGACGUCACGCCCCUCCUGGUUGUCGAGUGCACUUGUUCUUCUUCCUCCUCCCGACAAACUCCACUUUACAUCUGCCUCUCCUUCCCCACGGAAACUAGCGAACACGAACUUCUUCACGGGGGCUCGCUUUACUCUCCAUUUCCUUCCAAGGUAGCGAGUGUGUGGCAAAGCCUAUAAGGAAGCACCUGAUGGCACCUCUGGCUGCCUCCGUGGUGCAGGCAUGACUGUCACCCCACAAAAGACAAAACUGGGUUAUCCUCUUACAAAGACUCAAGUCUCAGAGCCGUUUCAACACAGAUGGAUGAGGUGGAAGGCUUGCGGUUGAAACACUCCGCUGAGGAUGCCAUUUCUUUGGCUUCCUCCCUGACUGAGUCCAUCAACCUAGAAGAUGGCCAUUACUCCAUGCUACGAGCUGAGCUGGAGAGCGACAGCAAGAACCUGGAGGCGGAGUCAUGGAGCGUGGCUACCAACCCGGACUACCAAAGGACUCUGCAGAGAGAUGCUGUUAAAAGACAGGAUGUCAUCUAUGAGCUUAUCCAGACAGAGAUGCACCACGUGCGCACUUUAAAGAUCCUUCGAUACGUCUAUAUGCACGAGUUGAGGCAGUCUCUGCUCUUGGACGAGGGCAAAAUGGAUAUGCUCUUCCAGGGUGUGGACGCCCUGCUCACCCUGCACCAGCACUUCCUCAGCUGCCUUAAACUACGUCAAAGCUGCAGUCAGGAGGAGGAAAGUCCAAAUGGCUACCAGAUCAUGGAGCUGGGAGAUAUACUCAUCUCUCAGUUUUCAGACGCAUUUGGUGAAAAAAUGAAGGUUGGGUACAGUGUUUUCUGUGGCCGUCAAAGUGAAGCCAUCAGUCUGUACAAAGAGCAGAUGCAGAACAACAAGAAGCUGCAGAGCCUCAUGAAGAAAAUUGGUCAGCUGGCCCUGGUAAGAAGGUUGGGGAUCCCUGAAUGUUUUCUGCUAGUGACUCAGCGCAUCACAAAGUAUCCUGUCCUGGUGGAGCGGAUCAUACAGAACACAGACGCCGACACAAACGAGUACCAGUCUCUGCUCCAAGCCUUGGCGUCCAUAAAAGACACAAUCUCCCAAGUGAACGACUGCGUCCGGGAAUACGAGAAGGCUGCCCGCCUGAGAGAGAUCCACGUGCGUUUGGAGCCCAAAUCCGUGGGCCGGUUGAAGGACGGUCAAGUGUUCCGCCGAGAGGAUCUGAUCCCCAGCAACAGAAUGCUGCUGCAUGAAGGCCCGGUCACCUGGAAGUCUUCUGGCAGACAGAAAGACGUCCACGCCGUGCUGCUGUCAGAUGUGCUCCUCCUGCUUCAAGACAAAGAUCAGAAGUUUGUCUUUGCUGCGGUGGAUAACAAACCGCCAGUGGUCUCCCUUCAAAACCUGAUAUUGAGGGAGGUCGCCCAUGCAGACAAAGCAAUGUUCCUCAUCUGUGCGUGCACCUCCGAGAUGUACGAGCUCCACGCUGGCUCCCGAGAGGAGCGCAUCAGCUGGAUGGCAUUCAUACGGAAUGCCAUUAACCAGUAUUCCGAGGAGGACGAAGUCCACCAGGAGCUUAUUACCAGACUCCAAGAAUAUCAAGAUUGUUUGAAGGAGAGAGAUGACCAGAUCAAGCAAUGCCUGACGGAGAAGCUGCACAUCUACACAGUCCUGUACAAGGACCUGACCGGCCUUGAUAGCCCCUCGAAAAGCCUUCUGCUGCGAGGAGACCCCGCUGACCUCCAGCGGGGGGAAACACUGCUCCAAGGAGCUAUCGAUGAAGUGGAAAACCUUCAAAACCUGCUCCUCUCCAAAAUGAAAGACUCAAGCAACCAGCAUGGUAACAAUGAUAAUAAACAGGGGAGGAGAGCUGAGGCUUGGAGGGGCGCUGACAGUUACCUGUCCACAAGCUCAAUGAAAACUCAUAUGUGCUCAGAUGGAGAUGAGGCCGAGGGCCCCAGUGGGAACGAAAUGGUGCCGCCAUACUGCACCCACCUGCCGAACGAUGCUCAGCGGAAGGAGCUGCACUACUGUGAGAGCCCACCAAAGAAGGCUGACACUGAUCAAAUAUUGAAGCCCAUGUCCACUUCACCUACUGGCGACCUUCAGACAGAGGUGUGUGACCGGGUAAUACUGCUUGCACAGAGGCUGUAUACAUUACAAGCCUUCGUGGCUCAGCAGGACAGUCUGAUCAAGCUGCAGCACGUCCAGCAGUCCAAGAGCAGACCGUCCCGCCCAUCCAGCAGUACGCUGCUGGAGCAGGAGAAGCAGCGCAACCUGGAAAAGCACAAGGAGGAGCUGGCCAGCCUCCACAAGCUGCAGGCACAGCAAAGAGAAGCGCAGCAGCGCUGGGAGAAGGAGCGGGAGCGCCACAGGGUCUGCAUGGAGACCCUGGAGGCUGACCUGAAGCAGAGGGAGGACGAGUGCAGAAAACACGAGGAGAAGGUUAACGAGGAAAAGGCUGAGCUGGAGAGGCAGAGGGAGAGCUACCAGCAGGAUCUGGAGCGACUCAGGGAGUCUAACAAGGCUGUGGAAAAAGACAAGGAGCGCCUGAGCCAGGAGAAGGAACGUUUGGAGGAGAAGUUAAAGAAGUACACAAUGAGCACCGGACACGCCAACUACGAUGACCCUAACAUCAACCUUUUCAGCUACCAGUCCUUCAGGGGAAACAUUGCCAACGGAGGAGGAGGAAGUUUAAGGCCGCACGUCCCGCUCGCCACUGCCAGCGACCGCAACGAGACUCCUCCCAAGGUCCCGCCGCGCAAGGAGAGCAUCAGUCUUCAGCCAGUGAAGCCUGAGAUGCCCAUCCACCUAAUUAGCACCACCAACCAGGUGCACAAAGCCAGCGGCGUGGUGCAGCAGAUCCCCACCAAGCUGGCCAAUCUUUCCAAGAGCAAGGAGAAGGUCUUCAGGAUGAAGCCGUCGCAUCAGAGAGCCCACAGUGCAGCCUCCAUAGACGUGAGCCAGGUGUUGCCCAUCCGAGUGACGGGGAAAGAAGGAGGGAGUCUGCGAGGUUCUCACAGUCAGUCUGUCUGCCAGUCAGAUGAUGUGAAGUCGGCAGGACACAGACGCAGAAUGAAAACAUCGCAGUCCUUCAGCGUGCCCCUCAGGAGCAGCGUGGAGCUGCCGCCCCCACCUCCACCUCCUUUCCCCAAAGAAGUGCUGCAAGUGAAAGCCAAAGACAAGGUCAUAUUCCUUUAGUUUGCCUCUUACAGCCUGGACUUCUAGUAAGACUGUGUCAACUAUCAGGUACUGUACACACACUUUUAUCAAAAUAAUUUAUGGCUGCGGUCGUCACAAAAAAAAACAAGGACUUAUUUUGCACAGUGGAGAAAACUAUUUUUGAAUGUUUCUAAAGCUUUUUAAAUAUUUGAUGUUCUUACAUUGCCAAAGACUUUUUAAAAGAGUAUUUUUUAUUGUAAAUGGAAGCAACAUUUUAUGACCAGGUCUUUACUUUCUUUUUAAUUUAAAGAGUCAUGAAACUACUGUGUUGAACAAGCACUGCAUUGGAGUUCAUUUAAAAAAAAAACAACAACAGAUGCUAUAGUGACAUUUUCACCCCAAAAAUACCAAGUAGUUAAUGUAAUUAAAAAAUAUAUU
This is a messenger RNA of Entelurus aequoreus (snake pipefish), 3605 nucleotides long. It is a transcript of the gene arhgef18a, whose product is annotated as rho/rac guanine nucleotide exchange factor (GEF) 18a. The record is from RefSeq and is a predicted model, not a curated record. Bases 321 to 3206 code for a protein of 961 amino acids. Gene Ontology annotation, molecular function: guanyl-nucleotide exchange factor activity. Lineage: Eukaryota; Metazoa; Chordata; Actinopteri; Syngnathiformes; Syngnathidae. The transcript is spliced from 20 exons. Gene Ontology annotation, cellular component: plasma membrane. Gene Ontology annotation, biological process: regulation of Rho protein signal transduction.